AUGCUGUCGUUCUUGAGCUUUCUGCUGGUGGCGAGCAGCACGCUUCCGGUGACCAUCCAGCGGUUCUGGGACGAGGAGAGUCGCAUGCUCGUCUGGGCGUCCGUGUCUCGGGACAUGCCGUGGGCCGUCGUCAUCAUGAACAGCACCGUGCAGCUAGCCACGCAUGUUGUCGAGAACAACAACCUUGUGGAAAGCGGCCUCGACUCGCUGGGCGUGGACUUCUGGACGCAUAACUCUCCCCUGGCAAACCAGCUGCUGCUGGGCGCCAUCGGCAGUGUGCUCGCCGAGGUCAUGGACAACAAAGUGCUCAACUUCGACCUGAUGCCAUUCGUCGUGAAAGUCGCCGAGAUGACCGCUGUCCAGCCGUGGGUGUACGCGGUGCCAGCUGCUCUGGGCGCCUGCACCAACAUGAUCCUGCCCAUUCACCUGCCCAUGAUCGUCAUUCACGAAGUGGUCGACGUGUCCAUGCUGCAACUGGUGCUGAUUGCGGUGGUCGCAAAAACAAUCAUCGUCUUGACGUCGGUGUUCGCCACCAACACGUAUGGCGGAUACCUCCUCGACUGGGCAGCGCUGCGGUUGAACACUACAGAGCCAUUCGAGUGAACUGCCUCCGUGAAACAUCGUUUGAUUGUGAGAGGGCACCACGUUCCUGGAAGGAGGGACUGAUUUUUCGUGACCCUUUAGCGUGCACAUGUAAUUUGGCGAAUUUGAUUGUGAGUGGCAGCUAUGCUGUUAUUUUUUUAUGUGCAGAUAUGUAAAAUGUUUCCUUGAUAUAUUGAUGCAAUAAUAUUUUUACGUUAAUAAAAUGUGAAAGGUGCUUGCUC
Rhipicephalus microplus (southern cattle tick) is the source of this 824-nucleotide messenger RNA. RefSeq lists its product as uncharacterized. The record is from RefSeq and is a predicted model, not a curated record. Gene Ontology annotation, molecular function: transmembrane transporter activity. Gene Ontology annotation, biological process: transmembrane transport. Lineage: Eukaryota; Metazoa; Arthropoda; Arachnida; Ixodida; Ixodidae. Gene Ontology annotation, cellular component: plasma membrane.